This is a messenger RNA of Fusarium redolens, 598 nucleotides long. RefSeq lists its product as uncharacterized. The record is from RefSeq and is a predicted model, not a curated record. NCBI's taxonomy places the organism in Eukaryota, Fungi, Ascomycota, Sordariomycetes, Hypocreales, Nectriaceae. The transcript has a single exon. Bases 191 to 508 code for a protein of 105 amino acids.
UGCUAUUGAGUCUUGAUCGAAUAUACAAUCUCAAUGACAAUUUUUGUUAAUUUACAAUCAAAUAUGUCUUGUAUUAUCAACGUGGUAAUGGUCUUGGCCUUGGUUCCAGAACAUCUGCGUCACGGGUCCCGCCUUGGCUGGAAUACUAGGGGCCGGUUGCCGGGGAGUCCAGGGCGGAACACCCGCUAAAAUGGGAAAUUCCAGGUUAUCGGUCCGCAUCCGGUCUGGCUCCCCAGUCAAGCCAGUGUCUACCUGCCCCCUCAUUCGCUCCUUCCAACUGGGCCGUUACAGUUGCAGCAACGAUUCAUUGACUCUCUGGGCUCUUUCUACUCUUGUCCUCGUCACUCCGUCUUUUUUUCUCUCUCUCUCCAGCUCCAUCUCUCUCAAUAACAAGUCAAAAGAAAGACUCGGGUCGGUCGGUCUUUUUUAUUCCACUCGCUCAACUUGUUUGUUCCUUGUGCUUCUCCAACUCUCUCGUUUCAACUGCAAAUUAUAUCUCGCCGAUUGAUCCACCUUCUUCCAAGGUGAUCCCCUUGAGGCGGCGCGCCCGCUGCUGGCAUCAUCGAUCCUCUUGGCACUACCUGCUCUCGAGUCGUUA